Messenger RNA from Bombus terrestris (buff-tailed bumblebee), 17362 nucleotides. Its product is annotated as protein split ends. The transcript is spliced from 13 exons. NCBI's taxonomy places the organism in Eukaryota, Metazoa, Arthropoda, Insecta, Hymenoptera, Apidae. Gene Ontology annotation, cellular component: nucleus. Bases 1758 to 16310 code for a protein of 4850 amino acids. Gene Ontology annotation, biological process: regulation of transcription by RNA polymerase II. Gene Ontology annotation, molecular function: mRNA binding. The record is from RefSeq and is a predicted model, not a curated record.
UCGUUCGACCCGUUAUCCCUUCUCUCCUGGAGACCCGAGUUCUCUCUCCCUACCUGUCCUUGCUUCGAUUCGAACGAGUCCCUCCAACUCUCUCCCCUACGGGGAUGUACGAAAAGUUUCCCCCACCAUGGGUACACUUCACCGGCUGGCGUGCGACGAUCACGAUUGCAAGUCGCUGCUUUUCGAGGUAGACUCGUUUCGUUCCCCUACGCGGUGUCUCCCACCACGCAUCCAACAGCGAUACUAGCCAGCGAGCCAUACUACGCUCCCGCCACGGUGACGUCACUCUGAGUAGUGUAGUGCAGUGAGAAGGAGCGAAGCCAGCUCCAUCCGCGUUACAUGGCCCGAGUGAACGAAGCGAGUGCGUUUAAGACGUACAUAUACAAGCGUGCAUCGUAGCGAUCGAGUUGCACUAAGAAUACCAUUAAUUUUCUCGAUCAAUGCACGUUAUGUGACACGACGAGUUGUGUACGAUCGCGAGAAAAAUGAUAGAGGAAACCGCGCCUCGCUUUUACUAACGAAAUAUAUCUGACGUGUUAUACCAUUAACGAGAUACCAAGCGGUGAUGAUACAGUGAUGUGAAAGAAGCGACUACGCGCGUUAGUGAAGUCAUAGAAAAGAAAUCAAAGUAAGAGGAAAGAGGAAAAGGAAUAUAGUGUGUCGUGUGCGCGGUGAAAAGAAAAUAGUUGCACGUUCUAAUAUUCGCCAGGAAGAAAACAUCAACGGUUCUAUCCGUUGGUGGAUCGAUUGUUUUCUUUUUUUUUUUUUUCAAGUGGGGUUUUACGCGAGAGUUUGAGAGCGUAUUUGGAAAGGCUCUGUUUGUUGAUCGGUGUACGAUAUCAAGAAGACGACGGUUGAAAAUCAUCAAGGCAGAUCGACGCGAGUGUAAUAAUGCUUGGCAAAUAUGCGCUGGGAUGUAUCGCCCGCGCAUUGUGCCCGGUGUGCUUAGUGUGACGUGUGAUUAACCGCCUUCCUUCAUACGCGAUUCAGUGGUAUACGAUGUGGUGUUCGGCGACGGUUCUGAUCCUUCUAGCCGUUGCCAUCAGUGGUGUCCACUAUCGAGGUCCUUCCUCCACUUCUUCGUGGUCGUCGUGGUUGUUGUCGUCGCCGUCGUCGUGGUUGUUAUCGUCACCGUCAUCGUCGUCGUCGUUGUCAUCGUCAUCAUCGUUGUCGUGGUUGUCGGCGUCGUUGUCGUGGUUGUCAGCGUACGUAGCGACGCAAAAAUUUGAUCGCGAAAUCUCCGUAGCCACCCUGUUUUGUUGGCCGAUCGUUCUACGGCGCUGCCCUGACGACAGCACUCAUCGUGCUUGGGGUCACCACCUUCCGGCUAGUGACUAGUGAUAAUCUGUUUGUUGCCAGUGAUUAAAUUGGGAGUGUCGAAGUGGGAGGAAGCUCCUUCCUUCGUCGUGGAAUACGCGUAACGUAACGGUUUCUUUGCUUCUUGUCGCGUGUGUAUCGCGAGCUACACGCGAGAAAGUUUUUUCUUCUCAAUCCAAAUAAGAAAAAUUGUGCCGUCAAAUCCGAAUCGAUCAUUUACUUAUUGAUUUCGUGGCGAAACGAGUAAACAACGAUUCAAAAAGAAAGUCGGCAAAGAGAAAAAGAGAGGUUUCCUUUGGCCGACCUGGUGGCGGUAUUGAAUAUCGGUGGUGUGUGGUGAGAGUGUGCUGUGAUUAGCGUCGGGCGAAGUUGUGUGUCGUUGUACAGUGCCGCCAAACGAUACCACAACAUCCGAUCCCAAAUGAAGAGUUCGGAGCAAAAUGGUUAGAGAGACACGUCACCUGUGGGUUGGAAAUCUGCCGGAAAACAUCCGAGAGGAUCGCAUACGAGAGCAUUUCAAACGGUAUGGACGCGUGCAGAGCGUCAAGCUGCUGCCGCGGGGCGAAGAGUGCCCUGUGGAUGGAGGUUCCGGUGGUUCCCUCGGAGAAGGUAACGAGGGUGGUUCCGGUUCCAAUUCUGGGAGCGGUGGUAGUGGCGCGGGCAACGGUACCUCAGGCAACACCGGGGGUGCCUCCGCGACGGUGGCGUUCAUGGAUAUCAAGUCCGCAGCGAAGGCCCACGCGACUGAACAUACCUUGGACGAACGAGCCCUUACCACACAAUACUACGAACCACAGCAUCUUCAGCACAGGUUUCCCUCGCACGGAAGUUCGGAGGAUCACGGAUCCGGCGGGGGUAGUGGCGGAGGAGUCAGCGGAGUGGUCGGCAGUGGCGUCGCCGGUUCCGGCAUCGUCAGCGGCAGCGUCGGCAGCGGAGUCAGCGGCGGCGGCGGCGGUGGCGGUAGCGGCAGCUGCGGCGGCGGAGGAUCCGCUAAUGGAGGCGGCGGCGUCGGAAGCGGAAUCGGCAGCAGCAGCGGCGGCAACGGCAGCGGCGGCAGCGGCGGCAGCGGUGGCGGUGGCAACAGUGGCGGUGGCAGUGGCGGCGUUAACGACAGAGAAAGGGACCGAGAGAGGGAGAGGGAGAGGGAGAGGGAAAGGGAGAGGGAGAGGGACCGAGAACGAGACAGAGAUCGGGACAGGGACCGGGAUAGAGACCGGGAGAGAGAGAGGGACAGGGAGAGGGAGAGGGACCGAGAGAGGGAGCGUGAGAGGGACCGAGAGCGAGAGAGAGGCGGCGAGGGGUUCGAGUCACGUGGCUCCCACGGCAGUUUCUACAGCAGCGAACGAAGCAGUCGAGGGGUCGGUUCCGGGGGUGGUGUCGGCAGCGUCGGCGGCGGCGGCGGCGGUGGCAUCGUCGUCGGCGGCCAUCCGGCGGAUCCUACUCCCGGUGAUCCUGGCGGCUACAUACCCCGCGGCCGUCCACCUCCUGCCAGCUCUUAUCACGUGACAUCGACCAGGGCGAGGGAUCGGCUCUACUCGAGAACCGGCCCGUACGCCUCCGGGCCGCCGCCCCCGCCCCACUUAGAUCGUCAUCGUGGUGGCCUGCCACCGUCCUCUUGGUCGGCCUACGAGUCGACGACCUCGAGGUACGGGAACGCACCGCCGCCACCCUCGCCUGCCAACAACGACGCCUACCAGGACGAGCAAGAUUACAUUCGUCGUCUUGUUCCACUAGGCGGCGGUGGAGGCGGCGGCAGUAGUAGCAGCGGUGCGCUACGACAGCACAAAAAACAGCGUAGAAAAUCGCGAAGCGGAAGCAGCUCGCCGAGUGGUAGUAGCCGCUCCGGUAGUAGCAGCAGCAGCCGCAGCGGUAGUUCCGCCGGCAGCACUUCCGGGGGCAGUACGUCGCCCGGUAGUUCGCCGCAUCGUACCGGAAAUGCCGCCGUCACCGAGGACCGCCGGCCGCUCGCUAUCCGCGUGCGUAAUUUGCCGGCACGCAGCAGCGACACAUCUCUCAAGGACGGUCUCUUCCACGAGUACAAAAAACACGGCAAAGUGACGUGGGUGAAGGUCGUGGGGGCGGCCGGCGAGCGAUACGCCCUGGUCUGCUUCAAGAAGCCCGAGGACGUGGAGAAGGCGCUCGAGGUGUCUCACGACAAGCUAUUUUUCGGGUGCAAGAUCGAGGUCGCACCUUACCAGGGUUACGAUGUCGAGGACAACGAGUUCAGGCCGUACGAGGCCGAGGUCGACGAGUAUCAUCCGAAGGCGACGCGGACGCUCUUCAUCGGCAACCUUGAGAAGGACGUCACCGCGUCCGAGCUCAGGAAGCAUUUCGAACCUUUCGGCGAGAUAAUAGAGAUAGAUAUUAAGAAACAAGGCGCGGUGUCGAGCUAUGCCUUCUGCCAAUAUUCCGACAUCGGUAGCGUCGUUAAAGCUAUGCGAUCGAUGGAUGGCGAACACCUGGGUGCGAAUCGAAUAAAACUCGGAUUUGGAAAGUCGAUGCCUACGUCCUGCGUAUGGGUCGACGGUAUCGGAGAUUGUAUGUCAGAAAAAUACUUGAACAUGCAAUUCCAUCAAUUCGGACUGAUAAACCAGGUGGUCGUGGAUCGCGAACGCGGACACGCUUUGGUCUUCUUCGAGCAGAUCAGCUGCGCACAAGCCGCCGUGAAGGAAAUGCGAGGAGCCGCUCUUCGUGGACGCCGUCUUCAAGUUGACUUCGCCUCCAGAGAGUGCCAGGAAACAUUUUACGAGCAUCUGGAGCGACAGGGCAUCGCUGGGGAGAAACCUUGGGACACGAGGCCAUCUCCGGCGGCGACUUUCGAUGUCUCGAUUCCUUGCAGGCGGGAGCGCAGCAGUUUUGACUCCGGGGUGACGGUUUCAAACUCGAGUAGCCGAUUUACCCGGUACGAAACGCCCCCGAGGUCGAGGACGGCUAGUUACUCCCGCACGUCCGGAGGCGGAAGCACACCGGGUGCCAGCCCGGCUCACCCGACCGCGAUGUCCCGCAGCAGUAGGCGCUCCUAUCAAGACACCUACUACGACGGCGAAUAUACCGAGCCAACACCCCGUCGAUUCCGCAGCUACGACGAGUUCAGCCAGGGAAGCGGGGCCAGCCACGACGACUAUCAGAGCAGCGUGCUCGGGGAUGGGAAGUUGAACGACGACGAUUGUCCACCUCCUUCGCGUCGACACGCGGUUCAGAGCGUAGUAACCAGCGUGGAUCCACCGGCGCCGCCUCCGCCGCUGCUACCACCUCCGGAUAUUAGGCAUCUUCAAAAGGAACGGGUACAUCUGCUGGAACAACUGGAGGAAUGUCACAGCAGCGGCGACGAGGUCGGCUUCGCGCCAAAGAAACGAGUGAAGAUCGAUGGGACGUCCACCGCCAUACUCUGCGAGGACGACGAACCCGAGAUCGCCUCGUUGCUCGUUACUUCGCACUCCAGCAGGAAGGGUAUGGAUAUCCGACGAGUCAGCGACAGCAAAGUGGUUGUACAUCAUGGUACGAGGAGAGGAAGCUGCGAUGGACGAGGUCCAGGACCUUGCAAGCGUCGUCGCGACGUUACCAGCAGGCAUCACGAACACCACGACGGAUCGCGUCCAGGAACUCCGCUAGUGGACGAAAGGCCGGAGAACUUGGUGCCUAGCGAGCCAAGACGGUUUCGCGAGAGAAGUCACGACGGUCCUCUCUCGCUACCGUUGCCGAGGUUCGCGGCUCAAAUGCUGAACAACAAUAACAACAACAACAACAACAACAACAAUAACAACAACAACAAUAACAGCAACAAUAAUAACAACAACAGUGGUAAUAGUAAUAACACCGGUAGCAGCAAUAAUAGUAGUAGUGGUAGUAGUCGGUCGAACAACUCGAGUCUCGCGAAGAUGACCAGUCCACCGUGUAUCAAUCUGUCAACGGCGCCGAGUCCUCGAACGGCACCGCAGCCACCGGCUUCACCGCCGCCUCGUCACCUGAGUCCAAGUCCAACGAGUUCCGACAGCGAGACAGCACCUCAAUCACCUAGUCUCGAAGAAAGGAUACGUUCUCUCGACGAGAAGUACGAGAAGUGGUCAGGAUCGAGGGCGUUAAGCGCUGCCGGAGGCGACGCAUUGGCGAAGCUGGACGCCACGGCGUCCGAGAGAUUCAGGUUUCGACAUAAGUUGCUUGAUUUGGAUCUGCACGAAGUACAACCAAGCGAUAUCGUCAAGUCGGUUCUUGCCAAGAGAAGCGUGUUCGACGAGGACUCGAAACGGUUGGAGAACUUCAGCGAGAAGUACGAACCGAGAGAGUUUACCGGUGUGAUCGGUGUCGGUGCGAUGAUCGGUAGUAGCGUGAGCGGCCUCGCGUCUAGCGGCAGUUGCACCAGUAAAGUUUGCUUGCAGUACCCAUUUCCUAGUCAUCCACCGGUACAACUGUCCAGCAGCACCUCUAUGACCGGUCAAAUCGGUAUUGGCACCACGUCCCUAUCGUCGAGUUUAACGUUUACGACGACCAUGUCGUCGACGUUGAAAACUCCGGAUCCACGGACGGUAGUCCAACACAACUGUGUGCACCCGACGCCGACCACUCCAAUCACACCCGGCACAUCGAUCAAGACUGUUAGCCCCGAAUUACCACCGGUUUCUCUACCGAUCGGUCUUGGUAGCGGAACGGCAGCCACCAGCGGCAAUAGUAGCGGUUUAGCGUUAGCGAGUAGUAUUCAUAGCAGCAACGGUAGCGUAAGUAGUAUUCACGCUCUCGGAGCCUCUACCGCUCGAGGAUCGAUCGGUACCAGUGGCUCUUCCGCGUCGGCAUCCGCGUCGGUCACCAUCGCGUCAUCGCUCGCUUUCUCGACGACGAUGCCGACGAUGGCGGUUCCCACGGCAGCCACCACGUCUGUCUUGACGACAACCCCGAUCACGCAAGCCACGAUCGCGACCACGUUGAACGCCACGUCGGCGGCUUCCUCGUUGUCGUCAACGUGCUCCCUGUCGAGUAGUCAGUAUCAAACUUCCAUGUCCACCGUCACCUCGAUAAUACCGUCUUCCACGACAUCCUUGUCGAAUACUUCGUCCUCUUCCUUCUCCGUCACCACCGUUUCUUCUUCGUCUUCAUCGUUAUCGUCGUCGUCGUCGUUAUCAUUGUCGUUGUCAUCGUCGUCGUCACUGUCGUCGACCACCGACGCUUCCCGGUCUCGUUUGAGGAAGGAAGUUGGCGGUUGUAAUCGAGAAAGUCGAGAGUUUCGGGACAGCAAAGACGGCAGGGACUCCAAGUACAGCGGCAAGAGCAAAGAUUGUCAGAGAAAAUCGCGGAAAGAGGAUGUGGACGUUGAGAGAAAUCGCAAGGAUCGGGAGGAGAAGGAUGGAAGUGGCAGCUCGUCUAUGACGAACGACGUUGCCGAUAACGACGGUCACGCGAGGGAGAGAGAGUUGAAGGAGAACAAAGAGAUGCGAUACGAGAGGAAGGAAAGAGAAGAGAGAGAACGAAGAGAGAAAGAGGAUCGCGAGAGGCAGGAGAGAAGAGAAAAGGAUGAUCGCGAUAGGCAGGAGCGGAAGGAACGGGAAGAGAGGCGAGAGAAGGACGAGGAGAGACGAGAAAGGGAGAGAUUGGACAAGGAACGACAGGAGAAGGAUAGGCGGGAGAGAGAGGAGAGAGAACGGGAAAGAAAGGAAAGGGAGGAGAACGAGGUAAAGGAGAAAGAGAGGAGGGAGAAGGAAAGAUUAGACCGCGAAAAGAGAGAGCGGGAGGAAAGGGAGCGUCAGGAACGCCGAGAGAGGGAAGAACGAGAAAGAAGGGAGCGAGAAGAUCGUGAGAGGAAAGAGCGGGAACUUCGCCUGGAGAGAGAAAAGCAAGAGAAAGAACGGUUAAGGAAGGAAAGGGAAGAUCAAGAGAGGCGGGAGAAGGAAGAGCGAGACAGAUUAGAACGAGAAAGGAGGCGGGAAGAAAAGGAACGUCUUGAGAGGGAGAGGAAGCGCGAAAGAGAGGAGAAGGAGCGGCUGGAGAGGGAACGACGGAAAGAGAAAGAGGAACGAGAACGGGCGGAGAAGGAGAAACGCGACAAGGAAGAGAGAGAAAGGCUCGAACGGGAUAAGCACGAUCGAGAAAAGAGGAGAGAACGCGAGGAUCAGGAAAGGCGGGAAAAGGAAAAGUCCGAGCGCGAGAAAAGAAGAGACAGAGAAGAGAAAGACAAGGAAAAGAGGGAUCGCGAGGAAAGCAGGCGACAACCCACCGAGAAUCAUCUUCAUCAGUCCAUUUCCCAGUCUCAAAAUCAAAUUUCCCCCGGGCCGGUGUCUAUCAAGCGACGAUGCUCGUCGCAGGAUGGCCCGACCGAGGAUGACACCAAACGCAUGAAGAUCUCCGAGCACAGGAGGGACAGCAAAGACCGGCCUAAACAAAAUAGAAGGUCCGAGGAUCGGAAACAUAGGAACGAUUCUCACAGAUCCAGUCGCGAAAGUAGGGAGAGCCGAGAUGGAAAGGAAGGUAGCAGUGGUAAUGUAUUCACACAGGCUCAAGAUACCAGGGAGCAAUCUCACUCGACCGAGAUGAGUAGAGAGUCGACCAGGGAGAACCGAGAGAACAACCGCGAAGGUGGCGGGAAAGAGAAGCAGCGAAGCAAAAGGAAUCGAUCCGAGAAGGAGUCCAGGGAGCGGAGUCCAAGAGUGUCCCACGAGUCGGACAAAGAGUUUCUAUCGAGACUGGAUCUUUCAAAGCGCCACGACUCAAAUUCGCCGAGUGAACAGACCGCAAUUGGUUCGAAUCAUUCGCGAGAGAUGCAACAACAGCAUCAGCAUCACCAGCACCAGCACCAUCAUCACCAACAGUCUUCCUUGAAUUUACACAGUGACGUGGACGACGGUCCUCUAUCGACGACCGAUAUUCAGGUAGCCAGGCAUCCAUCCGCCACGGACACGGACAGCGACGAACCUAAGAAACACUCCAUCUUCGAUAUCGUUGACGACGAGCCCGCAUAUAUCAGUAUGUAUGAUAAAGUGAAAGCACGCUCGACCAAGAACAUGCAGAAGCUCGAAGAGGAGAAACGGCAAGUACGACUUAAGGACAAAUUUUCACAACUGAAGCAGAGUCGAGCGAGGCGGGAGGAGAAAAAGCAGAGUACCUCGUGGGACGGAGACUCGGUGUCCAGCAAGGCUUUGACAGAAGACGAGGCUACCUCGGAAUCUGACUCGGCCAGAGCCAAGUCUUUGUCCAGAAAGAGUUCUCGAUCUCGAAUUCACUCCGACACCAGCGAGGAAGAAGAGGCAGCGUCGUUCAACAACAAGAUUCGCAAGACCGUCAAGACAGAGAGGUUCCUGGAAAGCGACGUCGAUCUCGGAUUCGCUGACACUGAAGAGAAACACAACUCCGUGGAGACGACGAACGUGGUAGUCGUGAACAGUGUCGUUCACUCGAACGUGAAAGAAGAACCGCGCACCUCGGACGAUGACGAACGGAUUCCGGUGUCAUUCAGCCGUGGUAACCAACCAGCGAUCGUGGUUAACAAUCAUGAGCGGGAUUCGUCGCGGAAAAAGUCACACAAGAAGAAGCAGAAGCGGCAAAAGAAUUCGAUGUCGACCGAAGACAGCCUAAGCAAGACCGAGUCCUCGGACACUGUCGAGCACAAGACCAAAUCGAACACCGUGACGAGUAACGCGGCGGCGACGGCGGAUUGUCGAGCCAAUCAUGCGACCGAGUCCGUCAACACAUCCACCACCGUCGUCACAUCUGGUACCACGACGGUUUUGGAAACGACGGAGGAGAGGAUACGAUCGGACAAGAAGCAACGGAACAAGAAAGAUAAGAGGAGAGACAGGAACGCGGAUGAAAAAGCGAAGGCACGAAGAAAGAGGCUCAACAGACAGGAAGCUAGAGAUUCGCAACGUAUGGAAGAUAUAUUUGGCCCUUUGUCAGAUGACGUCGACGAUGCUCCGUCGAACAAUGCGCUCUUCGACCGGUUGGCCAACAACACCUACGCUUCGGACAGCGACGGUGGCCACAGUCCGGUGUUGGACGUGGAACGAGUCAGGCGAAAGGCGGAGAAGAAGCGUCGUCAUCAAACAGAGGACGAGAACAGCGUGGACUUGGCCGAGGCGGGACGAGAAAUCGAGGCGAAGCUCUUGGGUCUACCGAACUCGCCGAAAUCGGCCGUUGCGUGCACGGAGAGUAACGAUCAUGACGUAUUCCGAUUUACCGACGACAACGACAGCAUCGAACCAUCCACACCGUCGACCAUUCCGGAAAAGAUCAAGGAGAAGAAGAAAAAGAGAAAAAAGUCAAAGGAAGAGCGGAGUCGGAAGGAUUACCAUCAUCAUCACCACCACCAUCAUCACCAUCACGAAAAGACCGGCGAGUUGCCCUACCUGGGGGCGGAUCCUAGUCCUCCGAGAGCAAGUAGUCCGUUGAUUCCCAAGACGAUGUCACCUACUCUGCCUACACCUAGAGAUGCUUUAUUGAGUCCCAUUCCCAAGGUUUCGUCCAACACCUGCGUGUCAUCGACAACAGUACCAUCGUCGAUGACUCCUCCAUCCAGCGGCGGCAUUCAAUCAGCCGGGAAACCAGAGAAGAAGAAGGACAAGUUCAUCCCAGGUUUCGGUAUCGAGAUCGACGAGACUAUUCACGAAAACGCGGUGAAAAGUAUUUCAGAACCGGAAGAACGUGAAAGCAGGGAGGAGUCGGAAGUGAAUACACCGACCACACCGCCCACUCAAACCGAGGACAAGCCACGAGUCGCGAUCUCUCAGGAGGAAACUGAAGACGCAGUAGCUGCUCUGCUGGAGGAAACUUUCGGAGUGUCGACGGAAGACUUUUCGUAUGAAGGCGAAGAGGAAGAUGCGGAAACAGAAGACGCGGUCGGAGCCCCGGCCGAGGCGCCUCAAGAGGACGUCGAAGAGAUGCAGCAGGCUGUCGAAAGUCUGAACGCCUCUACGGCGGAGGGAGAGACGGAUAUGAAGCCAGACACUCCUCAGAGCGAGCACGACUUGCAAAUAGAUACAGAUACGGAGGAAGACCCGAACUAUGAGACGUUCGAUUUGAGCCAACCACCGAAAACGCCAGACAUUCCAUCGUAUUACAAAUCACCUACUAAGACCCCCGCCGCCGUCACCACCGUCGUCGCGCCUUCCGUACCUGCGACGGAAAAGACCAUCGAGGCGCGCAGAUCGUCCGUACCAGCGAAACCACCGAGUCCACCGACAUCCGUGAUCGCUCACUCCUGGAAUUUGAACGAGAAGCCGCGGGAGGUGGUUAAGACUGUACAAGCGGCCGAGAUAGUCGAGGAAACCAACGUUAUAGCAACCAGUCCCGAGAGAAUGAACAACUCUCAGCGUCGCGCUUCGAUCUCGCCACCUCCGCAGUACAAGCAACCUGUGUUAGGUCCUUGCAGCGUGCCGAUCACCAGCGAAACGCCUAGAAUAGCCGCGACCAGUCCUAGACCGUCAGUACCACAGCCACCGUCAACGCCGCCAUCCAUCGGCGUGCAGUCCCUUUACCAAAAGCUCCCCGUGUCACCACAAUCACAGAUGGUCCCAUCCAUGCGACAAACUUCUCCCAGAAUGCAAAACAUCCCCGCGGUUUCCUCGGCCUCCUCGAACCAAACUCCACCGUUGCCACCACCGUUGGUUCCAUCCAGAAUGCCACCUUUGGUUCCCUCGCAACUGUCGCCGAGAAUUUUGCAGCCACUUUCACCUAACGGUCAAUGGUCUCGAAACUCCGCCCUCAGUCCUCACGUACCGAGCGUUGGUAAACCGUCACCACCACCAGCCAGGAUCGCGGUGAGCAGCGUACCCGUCUCCGCUCACAGGCCGGACACACCGACGCAACAGAUAUAUUCCACAGCGGCCACUCAGCAACCGGUUAUUCAACAUGCUCCAGGCAUGAGAGCUCUAGCACCCAGUCAUCCUAGAGGUGGAUUACCGCCGUUGACGCUGAAUAUUCCACACCGUCCUUACAUGCCCGUACCACCUUUGGCUCCGGGUGGCGUGCAAGUCAAGAGCUCUAGGGAUUCGGCUCUCAGCAGCAAAUCUGUGAUCGAAACGUUGCUUCCGGUAAAUCCCAACGAACCUCCGCAACGUCUGGAGGAACCGAAAUUGUCACCAGCCGUUAUCCCAGAACCGACGAACAAAGCUUCCACUUCUCCGAAGGUUCCUUCACCGAACCAACCGCCCACGUAUAUCCCUGAAACGGCCAAGAUCGAAAUCAACGCUAGCACGUCCAGCCUGGUAUUCGGCAAACCGACCAGCAUCCCGGAAACCUGCUCUUUGUCGUCCAGAGGUCAGAAACAAAUUCCGGGCUCCAUUACCACGGACAACAAUUUAUUGUCCCCUAGGCAGAAGCAAGAGAUAUCGAGUCUUCAGCUUUUGACCACACACGUGCCACGUUCCUCGACACCCAGUCCCGUGAUAGUCGCUCACGGGCAGCCUCACCUAGUCCACAAGUCCGUGGUGCACACCAUCGGAGCGUCCACUGUAUCGUCAGCGAAUCAACCGCUGAUCAAGACGGUGGUACCCAUGCCAGUUUGCCAGCAGCAGCAGCAGCAGCAGCAGCAGCAGCAGCAACAGCAGCAGCAGCAACAGCAGCAGCAGCAACAGCAGCAGCAGCAACAGCAGCAGCAGCAACAGCAGCAGCAGCAGCAGCAACAGCAGCAGCAGCAACAGCAGCAGCAGCAACAGCAGCAGCAGCAGCAGCAUCAACAACAACAACAGCAACCGCAACAGCAACAGCAGCAACAGCAACAACAGCAACAACAACAACAGCAACAGAUCCCAUCCAGUGUAACAGUUUCCAUGCCUGAGGAAAAAUGUGUCGUCACACAAACGUCGCUUUCGUCUCUAAACAGCAGCCAAAGGCAUUCUCCGGUUCUGCAAUCCAGUCAUCUCUCCAAGCCUCACCUCCCAUUGGUAUCUACAGUCUCGCAAGCCAUCGUCUCCAGAACGACGACGACGGUACCUUCCACGGUUCUGUCUUCCGUUCCCAUUGAACAGAACACCACCGAGAGCGUGCUAGAGUCGCGGCUACCACCAGAACAGGAGCUCCAGGUCGAUCCCGAUGCACAGAUGGCACAAACAGCUCAGCCCAUGCAACUUACUCCGCCCAUACAAUCCACUCAACCGAUUGAUGUUAUAAAAGAGGAACCAUCCGAUAUCCUGAAGCACGAGGAUACUACCGCGAUCAAAGAGGAAUUCUCGAACACCGAGUCCGAGCAACCAUUGAAUCAACCAUUGAAUGCACCAUGCGCCAACUCGGUUGACGCAAAAUCUCCAAAGGUCGAGCAACAAGUGGACCAGAUCAAAUCGGAGAAGCUGUCGUGUGCGUCAAAAUCCGAAUCCAACGAUGGCGAUCGUCUCGUUCCUAAAAUGAUGGAAGUCGAAAUCAAGACGGAACUCGCGAAUCCCGAGGUUAAAGAGGAAGAGGAAGAGGAGGAAGAGGAAGAGGAGGAGGAAGACGAAAUUCCAAAGGAGAACGAUGAAGUUGAUAUGGAAGAAGAAGCAGCGGAGGAUCCACUGAAAGAGCCGUGCACGGAUCCGCUCGCGAUCGAUGCGUCCAAGGAGGAUCCGGCUGACAGUAAAGAAGACAGCGACUAUUGGUCUGCAAAGGAGGUGAACAUCGAGAGCGUGAUAAAGAAGGUAGACGCGUUGUGCGAUGGCGAGGGUAACGAAGAUGGUGACAAGGAAACGGCACAGCACGAACAAAGCGUUACCAAUGAGACACAGGAACAGCAGCCAAAGAGCAACGAGUCCGAAUGGUUUAACCGCGCCGAGGCAACCGAGCCCGAAACCAAGAAGAACUUCGUCGCGACCAACGAGGAACAGGACGAGGGAGUGGAGACGUGCGAAAGCGAGUCGACAAAGAGUCGACGCGGUCGAACCAAGAGCAGACGAGGAUUCGGUAGCCGCGGCGGUGUAAGCACCAGACGAAGCAGCAGAAACACGACCACCACCGUUGUGCAUAAACGAGGAGCGAGGACUUCCAGGGGAAGCAAACAUCACGUAGAGAAGAACAAGCUGCCGGCGGACGUUUACGAAUUCCACGACGAUAGCGAGGAAGAUAAUGCUGGACGGCCGCGAUUGAUUCUCACGAUCAAGUCACCAGUGCCGAGUAUGACUGGUCCGAACGCGCAGCCAGCGACGCCUAUAGCCGCUGUGAAAGAAGUACCGCCGGAGGAAUUCGUUCCUCCAGCAGCGAACACCAGAAAGUCCAGAAGACUGGCCGAGAGGGAUGGAAGUAGAAACACGAUCGACGACGUGAUCGAAGACGUCGUGCGUGGCUCCGCGAUGAACAAGGGGGUGAUAGGAGGAUCCAUUGGAGGGAACGUUCACGCCACCAGACGAAGCACUAGACACAACAACUCUUCUCGUAACGUUCAAAGCAUGGCGCAACAACUUACUGAACCUAGAAAAUCACCGCGAGGUGUUCGCGGCAAAUCGGUACGAAGAACUUCCGAAAACGACGACGACGACGAAUAUCGAGAACUGAUAAAGAUAAAGGAGACACCUCCGGCGCCGCAGCAGGAACCCCAGAACAAAGAAGAGAGCGUCGUUUCGCUUCGGGACGAGACCACGCCGAAGCCCGAAGAAACGAGUCAACAGCAGCCUGCAGCUGCGCCGUCACCUACGCACAAACCGGUAUCUCAUGAACCGAUGACGCUGAUAGAUCCAGUCACUGGAAUGUUGAUACCUAUGAGAGAGUCGGAGGAAGGUCAAUACAUUCCUGUUUCCACCACUUCUGGACAGGCGCAAGCGGUGAGCAGAGCCACGUGCGAUUCGAGAAACACUCCGGCUGGUUUGGUGAACGCUGCGGUCGUUGCGCCCAACACGACCGAGACGUUGCGAUCGAAGCAGCCGCAGCCGGAGAAUUUAACCGUCUCUGAAGAACUUAAGAAGGAACCAGCCCCGGAACCGCUUCAACAAAAUCAACAGAUCCAACCACAGACCAGCGUUAUCACGAAACCACAAUCUCCGGUUGUUCACCAAGUCACCUCCGCAGUCAGCAUGGUUCAGCCAUCGGCAACGAUUUCUACCACUGUUACCUCUAUAGCUACGACGGUGGUAACUAUUCCACAGACGACAUCCACUUGUUCCACCCCGUCGAAACCUACGAGCCUCAAGGCUCACGUCUUGAACGCCAGCAAGCUGACUACACCGGCGCAACCGCAGCAGCAAGUGGUCAUUACCAAACCGACGGCCUCCAGCGUGGUUAGUCAACCGCCAUCGGUGGUGCAGCAGCCACCAAAUCUUGUAAAAUCAACGCAGUCCGUGCAAGCUUUGCAUCUCCAAGUUUCUAGCAAUAGAGUAUCGUCACCGAGCUUAAGUCCACGUGCUAAACAGCCGGUAGCGCAGAUCGGUGCUGCGAAUGGAAAAGGUCAAGGACAACCCAUGUCACCAGUAUUGAAUAAUACUGGUGCUCCACCGAAUCCUAAGCAGCAUCUCCUACAGGCGGCAAAACAGCAGACACCCACGAUAGUGAAUCUUCCUCAGAAAUUAGCUAUGAACGUCCAACCAGCUAGUGUAACGACGACUCCGACACCGAGAAUUCAUCAACCUAUCUCUCAAUCAACGGCAUUGAAAGGCAUCAACGGGCAGCCGCAUCCUUUGAAUCCGAAGGCUCAUUUGCUGCAGGCUGUGGUACCACCUAUGGUCCCAGGUGUGGUGGCUAGCCCACCCACUCAAUCUCACCUGAUAAACCCGCAGCCCGCUAGCGUCAGCUGCUCGAGACCUCCAGCACCUAAACCACCACCGGUAACGGGAACGAUGGAGCCACCGAAAGUAGAAGUGUCGAUGUCCGGCUGUAUUAUGGUCCCAACACCGAGUCCUCAGGCACGGGGCGUAUCAAUAUCAACGUACGAAGGAGGACCACUGCAUGGGAGUGUGGGUGCUACUCCAUCACCAGGGGGUCAAUAUGGACUUGUCCCCCCACAUCGAUCCCAGAGUCCUCCAUUGCCCCCACCUGCCCAUCAUCAUGCUAAUGCUUCUCAGGGUGACGUUGUCAAUCACUAUGGCGGACUGACCAGAGGCGGAGAGCUCCCACCUCACUACAUGCACCCACAAAUGCUGCAGUACCAGUACUUGCGUGCACAACAGGAGGCUGCUUUAACAGCCCCGCGCAUAGCUUACCAUAUUCAAGAGACUCGAUCUCCUCAUCUACCUUUAGAUCCGAAACUCGAAACAGGCAUAGAAGACAGCCACAGCCCACCGUUGGAAUUGAGACGUAGUACACGAACGCCGCACGAUCGUACUACCGAUAGUCCUCAAGUAGCUCAAGUGUACAUGAUGCACGGAACAGUGAGAUUACCUCCACCACCGCCACCGCAAUAUAAUACGGGCAGUAAUCCAUCGUUGACUGGGGCGCCAGCAGCAGCUGCCAGAGGUGGUUUUUACGAACCUCCACCGGCUCAUCUGCGAUCUCAGUAUCCUAUUGCUGCCAGCGAGGCGCCAAGCGACAGAGCCAUCACCCCCGAUAGGCCUAGAAAACACCAAGUGGUUACCCCACCUCACGCUUCUCAAGUGCCACCGCAAGCAGAUUCAUUCCAGAUGUUGUUGCAACGUUACCCGGUUAUGUGGCAGGGACUAUUGGCUCUCAAAAACGACCAAGCAGCGGUGCAGAUGCAUUUUGUUUUCGGUAAUCCAAAUGUGGCCAGAGACAGUUUACCAUGUAACAGCGAUGGAUCUACUCCACCACUGAGAAUCGCUCAAAGAAUGAGACUGGAACAAACUCAGGUCGAAGGAGUAGCAAGGAAGAUGCAGAUGGAUAACGAACACUGCAUGCUCCUUGCGCUUCCUUGUGGCCGAGAUGAAGUAGACGUAUUGCAACAAAGUAAGAAUCUUCAAACCGGAUUUAUAAUGUAUUUACAACAAAAACAGGCCGCUGGAAUUGUCAAUAUCGCUGCACCAGGAUCGCAACAACCUGCAUACGUAGUUCACAUUUUCCCGUCGUGUGAUUUCGCAAACGAGAGCCUAGCGCGAAUUGCACCGGAUUUAUUGCAUCGUGUCGCAAAAAUCGCCCAUUUGCUCAUCGUGAUCGCCACGGUUUGAGGCCAACCAGUGGUCUAUUGGAUUACAAUAUACCUAUACUUCUCGCCUUCACGCACUUGUAGGACGCUUCGUACGUGGCAUGAAGCCUGGAGUGUCCUCCUAAUGAGGUGCAGUAUCGUACUACGAACGACGGACGAAGAGUAUUUCCGAGGGAGCGAGGAAGGUUUCUCCUGCGGAGUUAUAUCAGUGACAAUCAAACGGAUUCUCCGGCGAAUCGUACCGAUUUUCUAGAUCGUAGGCCUAAAACGUAGGUACGGGGUUGUGUAGCGUAGAGAGGCUAGCACGGUCAAUGUGCGAACAUCACCGAGCGUGCCUUUCUUCCCCGGUUUAUUUCGCAAUGGCGAGUUUCAUUCCUCCUCGAUGAAGUGGCUCGCGGUACCACUCGUCUAACUGACGACGUUUGUGAGAUCGACCGACGUCACUCUUGGUCUUUCUGACAAGCGGGUCAGGCACAACCCCAGCCCUUAGUGAAGACCUUCGAUUGAUAAAAACCACGCGAUGUCCUCACUGUUAAAGAAAGAAAGGGAAGAAAAAAAGAACAAAAGAAAAGAUUUAAAAGAGCGAAAGAUCGAGAGAAAACGAAGGAACAAAAACUCACACGCGUCCCUCCUCUAGGAAAACAGUAAAAUAAUAUAUCUACCGUUGCUCUAGAUGGACAGUCGAUUUCGUAAGUAAGAGAAUAGAGGAAGAAGAUUAAAAAAAACUAACGUACCCCCUACCACUAUAAUACACGAGCUAUUUUAAGUAAGGCUUAGAUAUUAAUGAUACUGUAUAAAUUAUAAGCGAGCCAGCGAGGGCAUAACUACUGUGAUUUUAAUUAUUUAACGAUAUAUAUCUGCGUAAAGACGAAGAAAACAAAAAAGUAAAAACAUUAUAAAAUGGUGACCGAUUCUGGUCCACGCGGUAUGUGAUGUGUUUUUUGUAUAAUACUGCUCUAUAUAAAUACCUAUGUAUUAUAUUAAUUGUAACAAUAGUUGCUGCUGCCGCUGUUGCUGCUGCCGCUCGUGUCGAAUUAGAAAGUAAAGUUACGAUUUAGACCUCUAGCGAAGAAA